AUUUUAGAUCAUCUACCAGUUCUUUCCCUUUCACCCUCACCCACCAAACAGGUCUGCGGUUUUUUCACAAUGUACCAGUAAAUGUACCAGUUCUACCCCGCGCAGUACUUCUUCGUCUAUUUAUACUUUGUAACCAGUGUGGAGUGUGGUGUUUUUGUUAGAUGCAUUUUAACGUCGUUUGGUUUAUCACGUGUGUUCGUUCAUUUUGCGUAUGAGAAGGUGAUAUUUGAACUAUUUUUUUGUCAUUUCUACGUAGAUACAUACGCGAUUAAUUAUUGUUAACAACAUUAUCAUGUGAAAUAUAUCGUGAACGAUUUCAAGUAUUCCUGGCUGUCGAAUAAUUGGUUCGAAUUUCAGUGGAGCAAAGUCCAAGAACUGGAAACACACCUGAAAUGAUUUCUGACAUGGAUGAUACUGCUCAGCUUGCUGUGAUAAGCCUGAAAGAAUUAUCAGGGGUCGCGGUUGCUCUUGAAAUAUGGCGCAGUGAAAUGAAGAAGUAUCGAAGGAAUGACGAAUUGGAAAAAUUUAACCCGAAAGAGCUAAGCAUUUCAUUACAAACAUCGUUUGCUGAUUUACGAGUACCAACUGUGAUCGAUGCUAUGAUCAAAGAAUACGUUUCAAUAUUUGGGCUUUCAAUGGAAAAUUGGCUCGAGCAGCAUUAUAAAAGAGUAUUAUUUUUUAAUUACGGUCAUCGGAACUAUAUUUUGUAUGAUUUCGAUGAUUUUGUAUGCGAAUCUAACGGCGCUAUCGAUUACGUAAUGACUGCCAAACGUGUGAUACGUUGUGAUGGAUUAAGUAAGGCCAAGAAAUUCAAAAUUGCGUGCGCGUAUUUUUUCGAAGACGAUAUUAGACGACUUUGGCCACUGGUAUGGAAAAAGGUGGGCUUGAAUAAUAUCAAUUUUCACGAUUUCCCUCAAUUGCAUUAUUGGAUUAGUUGUCUUAGAAAUGAACCUAAUAAGAUUCCCAGCAUUGAACUAAUGUUCAAUAAUUACAUGCCUCGUAAUGGAUCAUCUUUGGAAUAUUUUUGGAAUCGCAUGCCUUCUGAACUUCACAGGGUAAAAGGUAAACGUCUGUACAGGCAAGAUGUAGAAUCUUUCGCUAGAUUCAUUUUACCAAAAUUGAACGAUACGCAUCUGAAUGAAUUUGUAAAUGAGGAAGGUUCUAAAUUAAUGGAUUAUCUGUUGAGACGUCGUGAAUUGGGUGAAAGAAUUGUUCUUCAAACGUGGCUACAAAUCAAGAACGUAAUGAACAAACAGAAUUUCAGAAAACUAGUUCUGGAAAUGUUCAAAGUAGAGUCGAGUCGUGUGCCCCGUGUGGAAGGUGAACGCCAUCUCAAGAAUUUUAUAUACCUGUGUCAUGAAAUAUGGUACACUGCUUCGGAUAAGUUGAAGCGAUCGGUGAUCAAAAAAAUUCCAUUUGCAUCGACAUCAUCCUCAUGCAUCUGUCCUAAUGAUGUUAAUACUUCUUCGCAGUUCUUAUUGACUGUUCUUUUACGCGCAACUUUCGAGGAAAGAAGCUCGUUUUGGCAUAAAUAUUGGUGUGGUUUGAUCAAAAGCAAACCUGUCGCAGAUUUACAAAUUAUAAUGAAAAUGUGCUUCGCAGACGACGACGAUGAGAUCAUUCUAUACAAAGAGAACGUCAUGGCCAAAAGUAAACAUGUGCGUAAUGUCUGCGUCGAGUCGUUGUCUAUUGGGCUUUUUGACGAAUUGAAUAAUUUUGUGAACUUUUGUUAUCCUAACCCGGAUUCGGCGAGAAAUUACAAACAACAAUUGCUGCAGUCGAGUUUACUCGGCGAAGAAUCUGUUUUUCAGCUUACGUAUCUCACUAAAGCAAUACAAUUCAACGAGUUCAUCUGCGAUGCUUUUAAUGACGCUGACCUUGCUACUGAUUUCAAAAAUCAACUGAUGUUGUCUCCCGCCACCCUACGUCUUUUACCAAGGGUGGCCUAUUCAUAUUAUUUUCAAGUUAACGACCUCGUGAAAUUUGUUGAAACAUUGAUUUCUACAGAACAAAUUAUGAAGCAAAUUAAACUGCAGAUGAUUGAUAAUAUAAAAGAAUAUUCUAUCGAUGAGAAGCGAUUUAUUGGAAAAUUAAUAUUUGAAUCUUCUUUAGAGCAGUUUUUGUCUUGGUGUUUUGAAAGUGAUGUAGAAGCUAAAAGGUUUAAGGAAACAUAUAUCCCUCGUACAAUUUGAAUGAUUUUGAUUUUGCCAUUUUUGCCAAACUGCUAUGAAAAUUUACUGUGGUGAAUAGUUAGUAAUAUUAAAUAUUUCACGACUUUUUAGAUAGGUAGGUACCUACUAUGCUUGGAAAAACAAAAGUAUUUGAUCAGGUCUGGUCAGAUCCAAUCAAAGUCUUCUCUGUUGAGAUGUGAUUUUUACUUUAUUUAACCUAAUUCCUUGUUUAUUGUGUAGUUUGGUAUGAUUUAUGAUGAGAACCAAUAGGUAGUCGUAAGUUGUUCCUUAUAUUACACAAUAAAUUCCCCCACCCCCUUGUGGGGAAUGGGGACAAUUUAAAAAAAAAAAAAAGGUCUGAACAGCUCUCAUCCAAUCAGAACUUUGAUCUGAUUAAGCCUGAAUAGAUCCAAUUAUUAUUUCCACUUGGGGUCUUUAUUUUUAGAUUUUCAUUUUUUAGUUAUUCGAUUCAGCUCAUGAUGAUAAUAUUGUACUUACAAUUACUUUAAUUCACUGUUUCUUUAAUUACCUACUUUAUACUUUUUUUUUUUUUUAAUUUUAAGGUGAU
Messenger RNA from Planococcus citri (citrus mealybug), 2739 nucleotides. RefSeq lists its product as uncharacterized. The record is from RefSeq and is a predicted model, not a curated record. The transcript is spliced from 2 exons. The coding region runs from base 393 to 2192 and encodes 599 amino acids. Lineage: Eukaryota; Metazoa; Arthropoda; Insecta; Hemiptera; Pseudococcidae.